CAGAGCUUCAUCCGUUGCCGUGGUCGUUGUCAUCAAUGCAUGUAGGUGCCACUUCACAACUUCGUCUCUCUCGCCUAUAUCAACCUCACAAUUGAAGGUCGACUAGCUGGCAGUCGACACUGACACCUCUCAACUUCUGAUCAGCUUCGCCAAAUCCUGUUGCAUCUCCUGCAUCUGUGACAUUCGAGCGGUCCCGACAAGUUCACCGACCAGUUCAUAGCUUCUGGAAGCUGCAUUAUCAAUUCUCGUCUUAUACGCAACGAACGACGACGACAUCCACGACUUCACGCGAGACGUAGAAUAGCCUUCGACCUACGCCUCCUAUCCAUCUGAUCGCCACAGCUCCGCCAUACACAUCAAAUCACGCAAACAUGUCUGACGAGGAGCCGCAAAAUGGCUCCAUCUUUUCCGUCUCGGGUCCCGUCAUCGUGGCCGAGAACAUGAUUGGAUGUGCCAUGUACGAAUUAUGUAAAGUCGGACAUGCAAAUCUGGUCGGAGAGGUCAUUCGUAUCGACCAGGACAAGGCCACCAUCCAGGUAUACGAGGAGACUGCCGGUGUCACGGUCGGUGACCCUGUCUACCGGACUGGCAAGCCUUUGUCGGUCGAGCUAGGACCUGGAUUGAUGGAGACCAUCUACGAUGGUAUUCAACGACCGCUGAAGGCCAUCAGCGACGCAAGCCAGAGCAUUUACAUUCCUCGUGGUAUCGAUAUUCCGGCGCUGGACCGCAAGCGGAAGUGGGACUUUACUCCGAGCGACAAGUUCAAGGUCGGUGACCACAUCACCGGCGGUGACGUCUUUGGAAGCGUUGUCGAGAACUCCCUGUUCAGCGAUCACAAGAUCCUCUUGCCGCCACGUGCGCGAGGAAAGAUCACUCGGAUCGCGAAGAAGGGUGAAUACACUGUGGACGAGAAGAUUUUGGAAGUCGAGUUCGAGGGCAAGAAGUCAGAAUACAGCAUGAUGCACCCUUGGCCCGUUCGUGUUCCUCGCCCGACUGCGGACAAGACCAGCUCUGGAGACCCAUUCAUUGUCGGACAACGUGUAUUGGACGCCUUGUUUCCUUGUGUCCAGGGUGGUACCGUCUGCAUUCCCGGUGCUUUCGGCUGUGGCAAGACUGUCAUCAGUCAGUCUGUGUCCAAGUUCUCCAACAGUGAUAUCAUCGUCUAUGUCGGUUGUGGAGAGCGAGGAAACGAAAUGGCUGAAGUCUUGAUGGAUUUCCCAGAGCUCACCAUCGACUUCGAAGGCCGCAAGGAACCUAUCAUGAAGCGCACAUGUCUCAUCGCCAACACCUCAAAUAUGCCCGUGGCUGCCCGUGAAGCUUCCAUCUACACCGGAAUCACAGUCGCCGAAUACUUCCGUGACCAGGGCAAAGAUGUCGCUAUGAUGGCUGACUCGUCUUCUCGAUGGGCCGAGGCUCUCCGUGAAAUCUCAGGUCGUUUGGGAGAAAUGCCGGCAGACCAAGGUUUCCCGGCUUACCUCGGUGCCAAGCUCGCCUCUUUCUACGAACGUGCCGGCAAGGUCGUUCCUCUUGGGUCUCCAGACCGCAGGGGUAGUGUCAGCAUCGUUGCUGCCGUCUCCCCGCCAGGUGGAGAUUACUCAGAUCCCGUCACCAGCUCCACCCUUGGUAUCGUGCAAGUCUUCUGGGGUCUCGACAAGAAGCUAGCUCAGCGCAAGCACUUCCCGUCCGUCAACACCUCCGCUUCAUACUCGAAAUACACCAUGACUCUGCAGAAAUGGUACUCGGAGCACAUGCCCGAGUUCCCACAAUUCGCCAACCGCAUUCGUGAGCUGCUCUCCGACUCCGAGGAGCUCGACCAAGUCGUGCAGCUCGUCGGUAAGUCCGCCUUGGGUGACGGCGACAAAAUCACCCUUGACGUCGCCACUCUCAUCAAGGAGGACUUCUUGCAACAGAACGGUUACAGUGACUACGAUCAGUUCUGUCCUCUGUGGAAGACCGCCUAUAUGAUGAAGGGCAUGAUGACCUUCCACGACGAGGCCCAGAAGGCCAUCUCCCAGGGACACAGCUGGUCAAAGGUCCGUGAGGCUACUUCCCAGAUCCAGUCUGAUCUCCGAAGCAUGAAGUUCGAGUUGCCCUCUGAGGGUGAGGAGGCUGUCAGCAAGAAGUACGAGGAGCUCCUGCAGCGGAUGAACGAGAAGUUCGCGAGCGUCACGGACGAGUAGAAAUGUUGCGUACGCUCGAAGAUCUCGGGCUUGUGCUCCUGUGUUGGAUUUGUAUGUCAUAAAGAGGCUAGAUAGGAGCAUCUAUUUUAUGAACUGAGACUAUAUAUUUCCAUUUACAUGGGUCGUCCGUUUGUAUGCGGUGUGCCGAUCGGAAGUACACGAGCCAGGGGAGACGUUUCACCCUCUCGUGAGGUCGUGACAUGCAGCAUUCAGUGUGUCAGGUAUGGGUUCUGACCUCUCGAG
Molecule: messenger RNA, 2423 nt
Organism: Dissoconium aciculare CBS 342.82
Lineage: Eukaryota; Fungi; Ascomycota; Dothideomycetes; Mycosphaerellales; Dissoconiaceae
Product: V-type ATPase
Exons: 3
Coding region: 372-2180 (602 amino acids)
Biological process (GO): ATP metabolic process; proton transmembrane transport
Cellular component (GO): fungal-type vacuole membrane; proton-transporting V-type ATPase, V1 domain
Molecular function (GO): proton-transporting ATPase activity, rotational mechanism; ATP hydrolysis activity; ATP binding
Source: RefSeq, a predicted model, not a curated record